Aspergillus sclerotioniger CBS 115572 is the source of this 1082-nucleotide messenger RNA. RefSeq names its product 40S ribosomal protein uS5. Gene Ontology annotation, biological process: translation. The record is from RefSeq and is a predicted model, not a curated record. Bases 15 to 620 code for a protein of 201 amino acids. The transcript has 3 exons. Gene Ontology annotation, cellular component: cytosolic small ribosomal subunit; ribosome. Gene Ontology annotation, molecular function: structural constituent of ribosome; RNA binding. Lineage: Eukaryota; Fungi; Ascomycota; Eurotiomycetes; Eurotiales; Aspergillaceae.
GCAAGAUCACCAGCAUGGAGCAGAUCUACCUGCACUCCCUGCCCGUGAAGGAGUACCAGAUCGUGGACUUCUUCCUCCCUAAGCUGAAGGAUGAGGUCAUGAAGAUCAAACCCGUCCAGAAGCAGACCCGUGCCGGUCAGCGUACCCGCUUCAAGGCCGUCGUUGUCAUCGGUGACUCCGAGGGUCACAUCGGUCUCGGUAUCAAGACCUCCAAGGAAGUCGCUACUGCUAUCCGCGCCGCCAUCAUCAUCGCCAAGCUCAGCGUUCUCCCCGUCCGUAGAGGUUACUGGGGUACCAACCUUGGUGAGCCUCACUCUCUGCCCGUCAAGCAGAGCGCCAAGUGUGGUUCCGUCUCCGUCAGACUUAUCCCCGCUCCCCGUGGUACCGGUCUCGUUGCCUCUCCCGCUGUCAAGCGUCUGCUCCAGCUUGCCGGUGUCCAGGACGCCUACACCUGCUCUUCCGGUUCCACCAAGACCCUCGAGAACACCCUCAAGGCUACCUUCCUUGCCGUUGUCAACACCUACGGCUUCCUCACCCCCAACCUCUGGAAGGAGACUAAGCUCAUCCGCAGCCCUCUGGAGGAGUUCGGUGAUGUCCUGCGCCAGGGCAAGAAGUACUAGGGUAGUGCUGUGAUGGGAAUAAACUUGCAUGAUUGUUUUUGAAUCGAACUAUUUUCCUACGGGUUUCAAAAGUCUCUUUGGUUGUAGGAUCGGCAGUACCAGCAAAUCUUGACUUUCGCGCUAUGCUACGCUAUUUACGGUAUCCAUGGAUGUAAUGAUUACGGGAACAUUGAACAAGGGAAACCACAUGGAGUCGAUCGAAGGUCUCCACCCGACAAGUGACGGUACGUAAGCUGCACAAAGGCACAGACACCCGCGCUGGAUAUUGCCGGAGCACCUGUCUGGACCCGAUUCUGUAAGAAGGGCCAGGCCCUGUAGUAGAUCCACAUUUAUGUUAAGGGCUCAUUGAACUCACCCACAGCGAUUGCUCCCUCCGCAUGCCAUUUCAUCCCCAGAAGAGGCCCUGAUAUGACGUAGGCGAGAACAGCCGUUGACUUCUUCAAUUCAUCGAACAGUGUAGAU